Messenger RNA from Mercenaria mercenaria, 1610 nucleotides. RefSeq names its product F-box only protein 44-like. The record is from RefSeq and is a predicted model, not a curated record. Gene Ontology annotation, molecular function: protein binding; ubiquitin protein ligase activity. Bases 2 to 493 code for a protein of 163 amino acids. Gene Ontology annotation, cellular component: cytoplasm; SCF ubiquitin ligase complex. NCBI's taxonomy places the organism in Eukaryota, Metazoa, Mollusca, Bivalvia, Venerida, Veneridae. Gene Ontology annotation, biological process: glycoprotein catabolic process; SCF-dependent proteasomal ubiquitin-dependent protein catabolic process. The transcript is spliced from 2 exons.
UAUGGGUCAAGCUUGGGGUCGAAUGCCCCAUGAAUCAGGGUCAGGGAAGUCACAAAGAAGUUUGAAAGAAGUGUAUGGUGUAGGUAAUGAGUAUUCUGGUGAAAAUUUUCAAGCGAUAGAAGUACCUGAUGACAUUCUUUGCGAAGUGUUAAAGUGGGUACCAGCUGAAGACAUAGUAAAGUCUUGUGUAUAUGUUUGUAAACAGUGGAGAGAUGUCAUUAACAUACAGAUGUUCUGGAAAGAAAAAUGUAUUCAUGAACUUGGAUACACAAUUGAAAUAUUCCACUUCCUAAUUGAUGAGGACUUUAAAAAGCUGUACUUUAAAAGACCAUACCAAAAUAACUUGAUAAAGAACCCAGAUGCUAGAGAUGGAUUCAGUCACUGGAAAAUCCAUGAAAAUGGUGGUAAUCGCUGGAAAAUAGAAAUACCUACCAGCUGCAAUCCUAUAGAAGACUAUACUCCAUGGAAAGAAACUGGCAAAAAGUACUUUUAAAAUGUGAAAGCAAUUGUGUUAAGAACAUAAAAGUAUGGUUUUUAUUAUAAAUAAGACUUUUUCAUCUUCUUAAUCAAGCGCGUAGGGUGUUAAUAAAAACUUUCAAAAUUUUCUAAAUAUCUUCAUUAAUUUUGAAUGUAUCAUCAAGAAGAUUAUGUGUGUAUGUUGUUUUACUGACAUCGGUCAGUCAGUCGGUCCGUAGACCAAUCGGUUUCCGGAUGAUAACUCAAGAAUGCUUGUGCCUAUGGUCAUGAAAGUUUAUAGGAAGGUUGGUCAUGACAAGCAGAUGACCCCCUAUUGAUUUUGAGAUCAGUAGGUCAGAGUUCAAGAUCAUAGUUACCCAGAACAGUUUCCGGACGAUAACUUGAGAACGCUUGGAUCUAGGAUCACGAAAUUUAAUAGGAAGGUUGAACAUAACCAGCAGAUGACUCCUAUUAGUUAAACGGUUUCUGGAUGAUAACUUGAGAACGCUUGGGCCUACGAUCACGAAACUUACUAGGAAGGUUGAUCAUGACCAGCAGCUGACUCCUAUUGAUUUUGAGAUCAGUAGGUCAAAGGUCAAGGUCACAGUGAUCCGGAACAGUUAAAUCAUUCUGGACGAUAACUUGAAUGAGAACGCUUGGGCAUAGGAUCACGAAACUUAAUAGGGACGUUGAUCAUGACCAGCAGAUGAGCCCUAAUGAUUUAGAGGUCAGUAGGUCAAAGGUCAAGGUCACAUUGACCCAGAACAGUAGAACUGUUUUUGCUAAAUAACUAGAGAAUGCUUUGGUCUAAGACCACAUUUGAUACAGAGGUCACUUAUGACUGGUAAAUGACCCAUAAUUAUUGAUAUGAGGUCAGUACGUCAAACGUCCAAUGCACACUGACCAAAUAAUUUCUAAUCCUUGUGCAGUUACCGAAUACAUUAAGGGGGGCAUUUCGUGUUUCAUUCUCCAAACAAUUACCAAAAGUUACACAUUUAAAAUUUUGACUUUACUUGUGAAUGAACUGUUAUACACACACAGGUUAUCUUACUGAGCAUAAAAGCAAUAUUUCCUUGUAAGAAAAGCAGAAUUUCUAAAAAAAAUUGUGUUCACCUUUACCCUGUUUACCCUGCUAAGUUUCUAAAAUGGAUUGG